Ruditapes philippinarum (Manila clam) is the source of this 1823-nucleotide messenger RNA. RefSeq names its product cytochrome P450 2C31-like. The record is from RefSeq and is a predicted model, not a curated record. NCBI's taxonomy places the organism in Eukaryota, Metazoa, Mollusca, Bivalvia, Venerida, Veneridae. Bases 103 to 1593 code for a protein of 496 amino acids. The transcript is spliced from 6 exons. Gene Ontology annotation, cellular component: intracellular membrane-bounded organelle; cytoplasm. Gene Ontology annotation, biological process: xenobiotic metabolic process. Gene Ontology annotation, molecular function: iron ion binding; heme binding; oxidoreductase activity, acting on paired donors, with incorporation or reduction of molecular oxygen, reduced flavin or flavoprotein as one donor, and incorporation of one atom of oxygen.
AUGGUCGGUUUUCAAUAGACAGGUUCGUAUACACUAGGUUAAAUUUAAUCUAAUACCACAUGCAUUUUGAUAAUUGUUUAUCUAACCAUUUAAAAUAUAAACAUGUUGGAAUUUUGUUUGUUUGGAUUAUUGUUGAUUCUUGUGACAUUUUUGUUUAUCCGAAAAGGUGAGCGGAGAGUGGGCAAUGUAAUCCCUGGACCAAAGGGCCUUCCUUACUCUGGGAGCCGUUUUGAAAUGAACUUCCUCAAUAUGUAUGGAAAGUGUAUAAAUUAUGCUAAGACUUAUGGGGAUAUUUUUCAGGUCAAGCUUAUGAGUAAUCGAAUAAUUGUAAUAAAUUCUGAGCGAUUAUUCCGAUUGGCAACGACAGGGGAGGAAUAUAAGCUAUAUCUUAAUGAUAGGCCAGCUUCAUUUUAUGGAGAAACGUUUUUGAAUGGAUCACAAUGGGCUUCACUUCAUACAAACGGGUCAAUCAAGGAGCAUGCUCCAUACAGGAAAAUGUUUGCAAGAUUCAUUAGGGAUGCUAAGGCCGAGGAAAGACCUCUGUUUCUGGACAAGAUAUCAUGCAAAAAAGGUGUUGAUUUCGAGAUUGUUUCAGAGCUGAAAAGCUCCUUGGCAACGACAAUUUGUAGCAUAUUGAUUGGCAAUGAUUUUAAUGAGCGUGAUCCAAAAUUGGUGGCAGAGUUUAUGGAUAUUACGGAUUACCUUUUGCCAUCAUCCGACGUGAAUGACGCAGUACAGGCAUACCCCUGCUUACGCAUUUUUACACCAACAUAUAACGUUAAGUUUCAACGAGCUUCCGCAAUAAAGUACGCCAUAAUGAAUGUGUAUGUUAAACAACAGAAGGAAAAAAUUGUACCCGGUGUUGUCAGAGGAAUAGUGGAUCAGUCCCUGCAAGAACAAAUGGAAGACAUAAAAGCUGGCCGGGAACCACUUCUCACCGACGAUAAAAUAUUUUAUCAAGUAUUAGAAGUAAUGGAAGCAGGUUUGGUAGCAUGGUGGACUUUCCUGUCAAAUGCGCUUCUCUGUCUGCUAAAUCAUCCAGAAUAUCAAGACAAAAUGUUUGAAGAACUAGAGCGAGUUGUAGGGCAUAAAAGGGAUGUAAAACUGAGUGAUAAAUCUCAGUGUCCAUUUACUGAGGCGGUUGAGCUAGAAGUUCAUCGUUAUCUACCAGUUGUUCCUUUUCUAGAUGCUAGAUUUUGUGGAGUUGACUUAAACUUUGAAGGGUACGAUUUACCAAAAGACAGUAUAAUACUUGGAAAUAUAUGGUUCAUUCAUCAUAAUGAAACUAUAUUCGAAGAUCCAUGGAAAUUUAGACCGGAAAGAUGGCUUGAGGAGGAUGGAAAACUAAUAAACAAGAACCAUGUGUACAGAAAAAAUUUGAUUCCUUUUGGCUCUGGUUCCCGAAAAUGUCUAGGGAGUCAUUUAUCCUCAUCAAUUUUGUUCAUGCAUUUGUCGUCAAUAUUCAGACGUUGGAAAUGUGUGUCUCCGCCAGGUGGUACAAUGUCUUGUGAUCCUAGAGACCAAACAAAUUUUGAAAACAAGGUAACCUUACGCCCGAAACCUUUCUACGGACGUUUUGAGGAAAGAUUCUAGUAUGAUGUGUAAUCUCAAGAUAAAUGAGAUUAAUCACAGUCGUCUAGCAGUCAAUGAUAUUAUCACGUGCAUCUAGCAGUCAACGAGAUCAUCACAGGCAUCUAGCAGUCAAUGAGAUCAUCACAGGCAUCUAGCAGUCAACGAGAUCAUCACAGGCAUCUAGCAGUCAAUGAGAUCAUCACAGGCAUCUAGCAGUCAAUGAGAUCAUCACAGCAUCUAGUAGUCAAUGA